AUGGUCGCGCCGGGCGCCGCUCUGAGUGACCUUUCACCCACGCCCAGCGGUCCCGGGCGGCGGCACAAGGCGGAAGCCAUGGCGGAGGCGGCGGCUGCGGCGGGCAGGACGGGCGCGAGCCCCGGCUCUGCAGCGGUCCGGGACUCGGACCUGGACCGUGCUGGGCGGAGGCUUCGGGUUCUCUCGGCCCAUCUGCUGGGCCGGCCCCAGGAGGUUCUGAGUACCAAUGAGUGCAAAGCUCCGAGAGCCGCGUCGGCGGCCACGGCGGCGGCCACGGCCACUCCCGCCGCACAGGAGUCGGGCACCAUCCCCAAGAAGCGGCAAGAAGUUAUGAAAUGGAAUGGAUGGGGAUACAAUGAUUCCAAGUUCUUCAUCAAUAAGAAGGGUGAAGCUGAGUUGACUGGGAAAAGGUACCCUCUUAGUGGCUUGACUUUACCAACUUUUAAGGAAUGGAUCCAAAAUACACUUGGAGUAAGUCUGGAACAUAAAACUACCUCUAAAGCAUCCUUAAAUCCUAGUGAUACUCCUCCUUCAAUUGUAAAUGAAGAUUUUCUUCGUGAACUUAAAGAAACUAAUAUUUCAUAUUCACAAGAAGCAGAUGAUCGAGUAUUUAGAGCUCAUGGUCAUUGUCUUCAUGAGAUAUUUUUGCUCAGGGAAGGAAUGUUUCAGCGAAUUCCUGAUAUAGUUUUAUGGCCAACAUGUCAUGAUGAUGUAGUUAAGAUUGUGAAUCUAGCAUGCAAAUAUAACCUUUGUAUCAUACCAAUUGGUGGAGGAACAAGUGUUUCAUAUGGCCUGAUGUGUCCUGCAGAUGAGACAAGAACAAUAAUUUCUUUGGACACUUCACAAAUGAAUCGAAUUCUUUGGGUUGAUGAGAACAAUCUGACAGCUCAUGUAGAGGCUGGCAUAACAGGACAAGAUUUGGAAAGACAGCUUAAAGAAAGUGGUUAUUGUACAGGUCAUGAACCAGAUUCCCUGGAAUUCAGCACUGUGGGAGGAUGGAUAUCUACUCGGGCAUCAGGCAUGAAGAAGAAUAUCUAUGGCAAUAUUGAGGACCUGGUGGUUCAUAUGAAAAUGGUAACACCUAGAGGUGUAAUAGAAAAAAGCUGUCAAGGACCUCGUAUGUCAACAGGCCCUGAUAUCCAUCACUUCAUCAUGGGAUCUGAAGGAACUCUUGGUGUAAUAACAGAAGCUACAAUAAAAAUCAGACCAAUCCCUGAAUACCAAAAGUAUGGCUCGGUAGCUUUCCCUAAUUUUGAACAAGGAGUAGCCUGUUUAAGAGAAAUUGCAAAACAGAGAUGUGCUCCUGCAUCUAUUCGCCUCAUGGACAACCAGCAGUUUCAGUUUGGUCAUGCUCUUAAACCUCAGGUUUCCUCUAUUUUUACAUCAUUUUUGGAUGGAUUAAAAAAGUUUUAUAUUACAAAGUUUAAAGGAUUUGAUCCAAAUCAGCUAAGUGUAGCCACAUUACUAUUUGAGGGGGACCGUGAGAAGGUUCUUCAACAUGAAAAACAAGUAUAUGACAUCGCUGCAAAAUUUGGUGGAUUGGCAGCUGGAGAAGAUAAUGGGCAGAGAGGAUAUUUGCUGACCUAUGUCAUUGCAUACAUUCGAGACUUGGGUUUGGAAUACUAUGUUUUUGGAGAAUCUUUUGAGACUUCUGCUCCUUGGGACAGGGUUGUAGAUCUCUGUAGAAAUGUAAAAGAAAGAAUAAGAAGGGAAUGCAAGGAGAAAGGUGUACAGUUUGCUCCUCUUUCUACAUGCAGGGUAACGCAGACUUAUGAUGCAGGUGCAUGUAUCUACUUCUAUUUUGCCUUUAACUACAGGGGAAUUAGUGACCCACUGACCGUGUUUGAACAAACUGAGGCAGCUGCUAGAGAAGAGAUCCUUGCAAAUGGAGGGAGCCUGUCACAUCACCAUGGAGUGGGCAAGUUGCGGAAGCAGUGGCUAAAGGAAUGUAUCUCCGAUGUCGGCUUUGGAAUGCUGAAGUCUGUCAAGGAAUAUGUGGACCCCAGUAAUAUCUUUGGAAAUAGAAACCUUUUAUAAAUCCAUUAGUAUCAUUAUGAAAAAUGUCACCUUUUUUUUUUUUAAGUCUUGAACUGUAUGGUUAUACCAGUAAUCAGAUACAUUAUGGACUAUAUUUUGGCUACAUUUGAUUGUUGGUUUAACAUAAGUUUGCUUUCAUUCUGUAGUUUUGUUUCCACAUCUAUGGAUUGACAGAUGGUGUUCUUAAAUCUCUCUCAGUGUAGGUAUAUCAGUUUACAGCCAACUGUUUAUAAUUUCAAAUUUUAGUCAAGCAUCACAAGGCUACCAGAUAUUUCAGAGGAAGAUGCUGCCUGCUGUUUUACAUUAAUGCUUCCUCUUGAGGAACAAAGGAGGCUUUUGGUAUCAUCUAUUGCUUCUCUGGCCUUUAAAAAAAAGAAAAAAGAAGAAGAACGUUUUUGGGAAGCAGUUAUCUAGGAAACGAGUCCACUGAGGAGUGAUACAGGUAUAUGUUUUCUAAGAACAUGUUAUACUGUGAUAGGACAUUAAGGGAGGAAAGAAUAUAGGCAACCUGUUGUUAGGAGGCCUUCAAUUCUAUAAGGUGCUUGGCCUACAGUUUUCUUUGAAAUUAGUAUACAGUUGUAAUUACCAGUAUAGGAAUUACUCUGUGAGGGGACACAUUUUUGUUCUUGAUGUUUCUCUUUCUGCUGAUAUAUGAGUUUGUAUUUGCAUCACUAAGAUCAUUCAUAGUAUGUUUUGUAAGAAAAGCUGACUUAUCCCUCACUUAUUCCUGUGAAGGACAGGUUUACUAUGAAAUGAAUGCCUUUAUCCACCCUGAGUCCCAGUGUUUCUCCUGUCCCAUGCUUGUUGCUGAGCUGCAGAAGCUGCAACAGGAACAGAAGGAAGACUCCUGACCCUAAUGUCUCCAGCUGAAAGAGCCCUUUGGCUAAAGAAACAGUCAUGAUUUAGCAUUUGGAUUUAAAAGCCUCAACAGUUUCAAUGACAAAAAUCUUUAAUUUUUUAAAUUAACCCAAAUAGCAUGGUAAAUUUUCAUGUGAAAAUAAGUUUCAAAUUAGUUCUUAAUAAUGGUUUAAUGCCUUUUUUGAAUUACUGGUUUAACCUAAAUUUUUUUAAAAAUGUAUUAAUGCAUAUACAUAAUCAGAAGUUUGAAAUAUCAUAUUUCUUACAUAAUAAAGAAAACAUUAAUCACAUUUAGCAAACAUUUUUACAUUUAACCUGGCUAUUAAAAUGAGUGAAAUUAUUACUUUAAAUCACUGUCUGUUUGGUUCAUGUUUUACAUUUUAAGAUGGAUUCUUUUCUUACUGCAAUACCUAACUUUUGAUAAUUUUUUAAAACUAAUAUUUAAUCAGAUAAUAUAUGUCAAAAUGCAGAUGAUCCUUUGAAAGGACACUCUGUGUAGCAACAACUCCAAACUAUUUUGGGGCAGUUUACUAUCUUUUUUAUCUGAAGUAGCCUUAACCAGAAAAGUGAAAAUUUAAAUUUGACAAAAUGUAUUUUUAAGACUUCAGAAUGAUAAUUUUUAACUAUUAAAAUUGGCCUCAAACUAACAAAAUUAAAUCUGUAAACAAAUCAAAAUUAAGUACUAGUGUAACGACAAAAACUAAAACUAUGUAUUUUUAGAAGCUGCCUCUCUUCAUUGGUGAUUUAUUUUUAAUUAUAAAAUUUCCAGCAAAUCUAUGCUUAAAACCCUCGAUGGUUUGAAAUAGUUGGACACUUGAUGAGGAAAUUGCCUCUAGAAUGAUCAUAUUCUCAACUUUAUAAAAUGCAUCUAUUCAUGACGAUGAUUUCUCUAAUUGGUGAUCAAAAUGUAAAAUUUAGUAAGGUACUAAUAUCUCACUGAAAGUGUAUACAUGUUUCUGA
Molecule: messenger RNA, 3855 nt
Organism: Urocitellus parryii (Arctic ground squirrel)
Lineage: Eukaryota; Metazoa; Chordata; Mammalia; Rodentia; Sciuridae
Gene: Agps
Product: alkylglycerone phosphate synthase
Biological process (GO): lipid biosynthetic process
Cellular component (GO): peroxisome
Molecular function (GO): FAD binding; alkylglycerone-phosphate synthase activity
Source: RefSeq, a predicted model, not a curated record